CGUAAACCUAACCUAAUUUACUUGUCAAAGUAGAUGAAAACAUUUUGUUUUGCAUCACAGCCUAUUCAUCAUGAGUUUAUCAAACAGACCUAAAACCAGUAUUCUGGAUAAGCCUCUGAGCAAAGGGAAAGGAGAGGUGUCCUUAAGCUGCUUUGCUUUGUUGUUCUCGGAGGUGGUUCAAUAUUCUCAGAACAAAUCCAGCACUGUGCCUGAACUACAAAACAGAUUGCACAGCUUGGGCUACAACGUGGGAUCUAAAAUAAUCGAUUUAUAUUUCGUCCGUGAACGUAACGCUAAACGCGAGAUCAAGCUGCUUAAUAUACUGCUGUUUAUUAAAUCUACCCUGUGGAAGGCUUUGUUUGGUCGUGAAGCUGAGAAGUUGGAGCAUUCCAAUGAUGAUGAGAACACCUACUAUUUGAUGGAAAAAGAACCACUGGUGAACAAGUUUAUUUCAGUGCCGAGGGAUAAAGGCAGUUUGAACUGUGCUAUUUUUAUUGCUGGGAUUAUAGAAUCAGUAUUGACUGGCACUGGUUUUGCGGCGAAAGUCACAGCGCAUUGGCAUAAAGGUACGACGUACAUGGUGAAAUUUGAUGAAUCUGUUGUGGCCAGAGAUAAGCAAUUGGAAGAUAAAUGAGUUUAGAUGUUGACAUUCCAAAGCAAUUUGUAUUUGUUUUAUAAUUAUUUAAGUAUAAAUUAAAAGCGUGGAUUAUGUUUUA
Messenger RNA from Nicrophorus vespilloides, 716 nucleotides. It is a transcript of the gene Trs31, whose product is annotated as trafficking protein particle complex subunit 5. Gene Ontology annotation, biological process: endoplasmic reticulum to Golgi vesicle-mediated transport. The coding region runs from base 71 to 634 and encodes 187 amino acids. Lineage: Eukaryota; Metazoa; Arthropoda; Insecta; Coleoptera; Silphidae. The record is from RefSeq and is a predicted model, not a curated record. Gene Ontology annotation, cellular component: TRAPPI protein complex; TRAPPII protein complex; TRAPPIII protein complex. The transcript is spliced from 4 exons.